This is a messenger RNA of Capra hircus (goat), 1776 nucleotides long. RefSeq names its product SH3 and SYLF domain containing 1 (gene SH3YL1). The transcript has 10 exons. Bases 124 to 1149 code for a protein of 341 amino acids. Gene Ontology annotation, cellular component: ruffle membrane. Lineage: Eukaryota; Metazoa; Chordata; Mammalia; Artiodactyla; Bovidae. Gene Ontology annotation, molecular function: protein binding; phosphatidylinositol binding. The record is from RefSeq and is a predicted model, not a curated record.
UGCGCAGGUGUGCGCCGCCCCCAGCGGCCCCCGCCCGGGGGCGGAGCCGCGGCGGCGCCCGUCCUCUCCCCGGGCGCGGUGCGCAGCGCCGGGGCGCCGGAGCGGGCCAGGCUCGGGGUCGCGAUGAACAACCCUAUACCUUCCAAUUUGAAAUCUGAAGCAAAAAAGGCUGCUAAAAUUCUAAGAGAAUUCACAGAAAUAACUUCCAGAAAUGGACCUGAUAAGAUCAUCCCUGCGCAUGUCAUCGCCAAAGCCAAGGGCCUCGCGAUCCUGUCGGUGAUAAAGGCUGGCUUUCUGGUCACGGCGAGAGGAGGCAGCGGGAUCGUGCUGGCGCGCCUUCCGGACGGAAGAUGGUCUGCACCUUCAGCCAUCGGGAUAGCUGGGCUUGGUGGCGGAUUUGAGCUAGGAAUAGAGGUAUCGGACUUGGUGAUAAUUUUGAACUAUGACAGAGCCGUAGAAGCUUUUGCAAAAGGUGGUAACCUAACACUUGGCGGGAACCUCACAGUUGCCGUCGGGCCCUUGGGAAGGAAUUUAGAAGGAAAUGUCUCCCUAAGAAGCUCAGCUGCCGUCUUUACUUACUGCAAGUCAAGAGGCCUCUUCGCCGGCAUAUCUUUAGAAGGCAGCUGUUUGAUUGAGAGGAAGGAAACUAACCGAAAAUUUUAUUGUCGAGACAUUCGAGCCUAUGACAUUUUGUUUGGCGAUAUCACACGGCCUGCUCAAGCAGAAGACCUUUAUGAAAUUCUCGAUUCCUUUACUGAGAAGUAUGAAAGUGAAGGACAGCGAGUCAACGCCCGGAGAGCCGCCCGGGAGCAGAAGAAGGCUUCGGCUAAAUUGCCUCCGAAACCAUCAUCAAGACCACAGCAAUCACCUGCACAAGCACAGCUGAGUUCUGGCUCUCAAAGUAGCAGAAACGAGUAUAAUCUGUAUCCUGAACUUUCCAGCUAUCGUGAGAGAGUUGGCAAGUCAAACCAACCCAUAGAAGUGACAGCACUAUAUUCUUUUGAAGGACAACAGCCAGGAGAUUUGAAUUUUCAAGCUGGAGACAGAAUCACAGUUAUAUCAAAAACAGAUUCACAUUUCGACUGGUGGGAAGGAAAGCUUCGAGGUCAAACUGGCAUUUUUCCAGCCAACUAUGUUACCAUGAAUUAAAGUUUAUAUAAUUUUGUUCUUUGAGAAUUAAAAAAAAAUUAGUUCUACUGGAGGGAAUUACUAUUCAGUUAAAUAAUGUUUAGUAUAAAUAUAAAGACACCUCUGUUUAUUCCAUGAACUUUUAUCCAGUAUGUAAAAGAUUUUGGUUUUAUAUAUAUAUGGUUAACUUACAUAUCUUUACUUUCCAUUGAUUUUUUAAUCACAUAUACUAUUUAAUAGUAUCACAUUUUUCUUGUGUUCAUUUUCAAACAUACACUAAACAUUUGAUUUGCCUAUGUAUAUGGUGACUUGAUUGUAUCUUGGGAAUCUAAGGAUUAGGGUGUGAAUACCACUUCAUAUAUUUGCAGAAUGACUGGAAAAGAAUAAAUCAGCUUAAAUGGUAUAUUAAGUAAUACUUAGAGUUGGAGAUAUUGACUAGAAUAGUAAUCCUUAAAAAUUAUCUCUAUAUCUUCAAAAAUUAUAUAUGUAUGAAACAUUACAAAGAAUUUCAAAGAAAUUCAACUAUGCAUUAAAGAAGAUGGCAUCUGUUAGCUUUCCUUCUCUAUGAGGUGAUGCUCGCUCAUAUGUGACAUAAAGUUAUGUUGAUAUGGUUCCAUUAUCUCUAAAUACAUAUUUUUAAAAUGCUAA